Messenger RNA from Rotaria sordida, 642 nucleotides. NCBI's taxonomy places the organism in Eukaryota, Metazoa, Rotifera, Eurotatoria, Philodinida, Philodinidae. The record is from the annotation of a GenBank genome assembly.
UUUAUCAAAGGUCUUAAAUAUAUUCCACCAUGUCAAAGUCGAUUUUUACGCCAAUCUAUUGAUAAUAUUGUCAAUGAACAAUAUAAAACAUUACGUUCGAUUGUUCAAGGUUGUCUUGAGGAUCAUCGUGUGCAGCUUAUAAAACCAUCGGCUAUUCAUGCACCAGCAACAGAAAUAUCCAAAUUUCUUAAUGAUCUAUUAGCACCUAUAUUUCUACGUGUUUCUCGACAAACUACAUUUAUUAAUGGUAGUGAUCUUGUCCGAGCAUUAGAAAAAUAUGUUGCCAAUGGUUAUUUAAAACCAACCACUUUGUUUAUUACUUUUGAUGUUGAAAAUCUUUAUACAAUGAUACCACGACAAGGUGUUUUAGAAGUAUUAUUACAAUUUCUAGAGCGAAAUUUACGUAAUAAUAAAAUCGGUACAUUACGUAUUGAUGAUAUUAUGAGAAUGGCUCGUCUCGUAUUGGAUACGAAUAUUUUUGCUUAUGAAAAUAAAUACUAUCGACAAAUACGUGGUGGAGCAAUGGGAUCUGCCUUUAUCCAAACUUUAGCUAAUAUUUAUAUGCUAGAUUGGAAACAACAACUAAUGCAUGACCAACAAGCAGAUCAGGAAAUUUAUGGAAGGUUUGUUCAAAAUGUUUGA